Schistosoma intercalatum is the source of this 4299-nucleotide messenger RNA. NCBI's taxonomy places the organism in Eukaryota, Metazoa, Platyhelminthes, Trematoda, Strigeidida, Schistosomatidae. The record is from the annotation of a GenBank genome assembly.
AGCGGUAGUUUUGACAAACUUUGUUACACUACGAGAUCCUACUCAAAACUAGCAAAAUGCCGUUUAUGCAAAGGAGAGUGUACAAAAUGGACAAAAUGCAGAAGGCAGAGGAAAGAAUCAAGUCUAAUCCCUGGGAUAUCGAGGCAUGGAGUGUUUUGUUGCGUGAUGCUCAAAGUAAAAAGAUUGAUGAUGCAAGGGAAGUUUUUGAACGUAUUGUUACACAGUUUCCGGUAGCUGGUCAGUAUUGGAAGAUUUAUAUUAAUCAAGAGAUGAAAGCCAAAAAUUAUGAAAGGGUCGAAAAAUUAUUUCAGCGUUGUCUAGUUAAGAUAUUAAACAUUGACUUAUGGAAAAUAUACUUGCAGUAUAUUAAGGAAACUAAAGGAAAGCAUCAAUCUUUUAAGGAGAAAAUGGCACAAGCUUACGAUUUUACUCUGGAUAAAAUGGGCUUAGAUCUUAAUUCUUAUUCAAUAUGGGCAGACUACAUAUCCUUUCUUCGUUCAACUCAAGUUCAAGGUUCAUAUGCAGAAAGUCAAAAAAUAACUGCAACUAGACGUGUGUACCAACGUGCAAUUGUCACUCCUAUGCUUGGUAUCGAAACUAUUUGGCGUGAUUAUUGCAUGUAUGAAAACUCAAUUAAUCCUCUUAUCGCGAAAAAGUUUACCGAGGAACGUAGUCGGGACUAUAUGAACGCACGUCGUGUAGCUAAAGAAUAUGAAGUUAUUACAAAAGGACUGUCCAGGACUAUGCCGUCAGUGCCACCCCAAAAUACACCGUAUGAAGCUAAACAGGUCGAACUAUGGAAGAAGUAUAUUCAAUGGGAAAAAGAUAAUCCAUUGAAAACAGAAGAUAUCAUCACAGUCACAAAAAGAGUAAUGUUUGCCUAUGAACAAUGUCUUUUAUGUCUUGGACAUCAUCCAGAUAUAUGGUAUGAAGCUGCUAGCUACUUGGAUCAUGCAAGCAAAAUUUUGGUUGAAAAGGGAGAUCAAACAACAGCUAGACAAUUUGCCAACGAUACAGCGGCAAUGUAUGAACGAGCUAUUGCUUUACUCAAAACAAAUAUGAUGUUAUAUUUUGCUUAUGCCGAUUAUGAAGAAGGUCGAUGUAAGUACGCAAAAGUUCAUUCUAUCUACAAGAAGUUAGUUUCAUUGGAGAAUAUUGAUCCGACACUACCUUAUAUACAAUAUAUGCGAUUCGCCAGGAGAGCUGAAGGCAUAAUGUCUGCUAGAUAUGUGUUUAAACUAGCUCGUGAUGAUUCACGCAUUACUUAUCAUGUUUACUGUAGUGCUGCAUUAAUGGAAUAUUUCUGUAGUAAAGAUAAAACUAUUGGACAUAAAAUAUUUGAGUUAGGCAUGAAACGUUUCGGUGGUAUUGCGGAAUAUGUAUUGUGCUAUGUUGAUUUUAUGGCACAUUUAAAUGAGGAUAAUAAUAUACGAGUGUUAUUUGAACGAGCUUUAGGAUCAAAUCAAAUUACACAAGAACGUGCACGUCUUAUAUGGGCUAGAUUUUUACAGUUUGAAUCACAGGUUGGUGAUUUGGCUAGUAUUCUGAAAGUGGAAAAACGACGUUUACAAGCAUUGGAUAGUUCGAAAGAAUUUUCAAGAUUAGAAACCGCACUUCUGAUUGAUAGAUAUCGUUUCCUAGAUUUAUUACCAUGUACAGAUUCAGAGCUUAGAUCUUUGGGUUAUCGAGAACUGACUCGCUUUCAGCUGGCUGGAAUUGGCAAAGGGUAUGAUGAUAUAUUGUGCGGUGUGAUCUCUUCCCAUGGAGCUGCUGGGGUCUCUUUAGGAUCCACACUAUCUGGUGUCUCUGGUGGUAGUGCAGGCGUAGUCGUAGGUGAUGCUCUUGGUUCAACAAUCAAUGGAACUGACCCAAGGCCAACUUAUCCGCAGCCUGAUGUCAGUCAGAUGUUACCAUUUAAACCGAAAGCUUAUCCACGUACUGGGAGUCACCCAGUAGCUGGUGGUGAAUUCCCACCACCACCGGCUGCUUCCUCUUUACUGAAACUAAUUCCACCGCCACAAUGUUUUCACGGUCCAUUUGUUGAUGUAGAUAAAUUUUUGGAACAUUUCCUAGAAUUGGAAAUCCCUGAUGGUAAGUGGAUUUAAAUAUAUUGAUCCGUCAUUACAGCAAAUGGAAAUUUAUUUAAUAAUUAUCAUUCAUCCACUGUUUUAUUAUUUUACCAUUGUUUAAACCUAUGCUGAUAUAUCACAUCUCAGACCAUAGCUUACAAACCGUUAAAAGUCAGGAGUCGUUGGACAGUUAUUUAUCCUAGUUUGGGACUCCGUAUUGGGUUAGCUUUGUUGUGCUAAUUGUAUCAUUUGUGUUUAUGUACUAUUUGUAGACAAAAAAUAUUAAUGUCUAUCGUUUUGUAAAGGUCUGUCACAAGCUAAUCAAUCAACUUUUUUGUCGGUAUCAUUUUGUGAAAUUAUCGAAACUAUCACAUACAUACUCUUAUUUACAUGCAGCAGCAAUUUACUUAUUUAUCUACUUACUCCUGUUACCCCUCGUGCAGAAUAGGCCUUUGACCAGCAUUCUCUAACCAACUCUGUCCUUUCCAGUUUUUGCCAAGUGCUGUUCAUUCUUCUGAAAUCUGUGUCCGAUUCCCGGAGCAAUAUAUUCCUUAGUUUGCCUCUUUUCUAUUUUCCCUUGGGGAUUCUAGGUUAGUACUAACCUCGCAAUGAAGCUCGAUGUUUUCCACAAUGUAUUUCUUUCCCACCUCUAGUGUCUUUCCUCAAUUUCUUCAUCUAAAAGCUGGUUUGUUCUUUGCCACAGUAGGUCCUUGGUAAAUAUGUCUGGCCAAUGGAUCUGGAGUGUCUCAUGUAAACAUCGGUUUAUUAAUGCCUGUCCCUUUUUGAUGAGUUAUAUUAGUUCCCCCGAUUUCUGUUCCGUACCAUGGGACUGUCUUGGAGUUUGUGUUAAAAAAUUCUGAUUUUGAUGUUGACUGACAGUUGUUCUGAGUUCCUUAGUUGUGGGAAUAGUACCCUUGCUCUUAGCAGUCUGUGCCUUCACAUCUGAAUCAGAUCGCCUUUGUUUACCAACUAUAGUGUCCGGUUAUGUAAAAGUUUACACCUCUUCCAGAGCAUAGUCAUCAAGUGGGAUUUCGUCGACGCUCACAGUAUCGUGAUUAGGGGUCUCGCUUUUUCCGUUGUAAAUGUCUGGGCCUACUGUUGCAGAAUCCGGUGCUACACCGGUUAUCUUCACCUUCAUUUCUCGCUGUUUAUGAGACGAUCUUCUUAGGCACACCAUAGUGUCUAAAAAGCUUUCAUACGGCUCUCCUAUCCAUUCAGUCAAAUGAUUUCUCAUGUUCAACGGUGAUCCGUUAUGAUAGUAACUAAAAAGUCACAAGUCGAUCACGACCGAAUAACUGUUUCGUGUAGAUAUUUAGCCUAGGUUCAAGCGAUAUGAUACAUGCUCUUACAUAGUUUUCGUAUAUGGAAAGAGGCACUAAUAGAGGUAGAUUCCAAUUCAUGGUGGAAAUAUUUCCACGAACCAUUUGUGUAAAGAGCAUCAUUUUGUCUUGUAAUGCCAUUAUGUUUACGGAAAUACUGUUUCUGUACAGUUAAAAAAAUUUUUAACUUGAGCUUCUAUUGUUUGCGUAAUAGUUGAAAACAGAAAACGAAUAUUGACUCACUUCUGUUUCUUGUGUGAUCAUUUUCAAUUCAUGUUUCUCGAUGAGAUAUUUGAUCAGUUUUAAUUACUAUUAUCAUUAUUUACCCGUUAAAGUAAAUCUGUUGACAAUUAUUCUGUGUCUUCAUUCUGUCAAGAUUAUAUGGAAGUUGUUGCAGGUGAAUCUGAAGAAUUAGCUACAAGUAUUGACUCUGGUACAGCUUUAUCCAUUGAAUUGGCUAGUACAGCGACUUCCGCUGCCCCACUUUUAUUGGCUGCUCGUAAACGUCGACAGCAAAUAGCUUUAGAUAGUUUAGCUGGACAUGGUAACCGUGCUUCUGUGGCUAAUCAAUCUAAAUUGCGUAAACGAACAAAUCUAAAUGCCUUUGGCGACUCUGAAGAUGAAGAAGAAGAGGAUGAUGACGACGAUGAUGAUGAUGAAGAUGAACGUGCAGCUGCCUUAUUAGGGGGUCAGAUUCUUGGCUCUGGGUCAGAGUUAAGAAAUCCUUUGUCGGCUGCUACUCUCGGCUGUAAUGUACCUAUGGAUUUAUAUAGGUUACGGCAAAUGCAAAGAGCUAAGUAACGUUUUUUUAACGUUUUCCUCCUUUGAGGGGAUUCCAUUUGUAUAAAGUUUGUAUUCCCUUUAAAAUAUUGAUAAGUUUUUGUAAUUUGAUCAAUAAAUGUUUCUUUAUU